Messenger RNA from Hipposideros armiger (great roundleaf bat), 405 nucleotides. RefSeq names its product sentan, cilia apical structure protein (gene SNTN). NCBI's taxonomy places the organism in Eukaryota, Metazoa, Chordata, Mammalia, Chiroptera, Hipposideridae. The record is from RefSeq and is a predicted model, not a curated record. Bases 40 to 405 code for a protein of 121 amino acids. The transcript is spliced from 3 exons.
UUGCUUAGGAAGGGCCAACACACAACAGAAGAGCAGAGUAUGUGUGGCUGUAUGCACAGUACCCAGGACCAAGCACUCGACUUGGAAGAGGAGCCCAGUCCUCCUGCAGCCCCAACAUCCACUUUAGCACCUAGGAAAAUGCCCAGAAGGUCAGCGGCGCUUGACUCUUCUUUAUUGAGUUUCAUUAAAGUUUGCAGGUGUAUUUCCAAAGAGUUCAUAUCAACAAAUUCAUAUGUUGGACUCAUAGGACAAGAAACCAAACCAAAAUACAAAGACCACCUUUCUGAACUUGAAGAGCAUGUAGAAAAUAAGCUUGAUUUUGAGGAUUUCAUGAUCUUACUGUUAAGUAUCACUGUGAUGUCAGAUUUGCUACAAAAUAUAUGGGAUGUAAACAUUAUAAAAUAA